AUGGUGCUUCUCCCCUCUACAGUGGCGUUUCCACUGCGCCAGCUUGUGAAGCUUGGCCUCAUCCUCGUGCAGGCCACCUUCCUUCUCUACUUCGCAUAUGCUGCCUAUGAUAUCCGUCUACACGCCAUCCGGACGUUUGGGCACAUCAUCCACGAAUUUGAUCCGUGGUUUAACUACCGGGCUGCUGAGUACCUGGCACAGCACGGGCUGUCCAAGUUCUUCAAGUGGUACGACUACAUGUCAUGGUAUCCAAUCGGACGCCCCAUAGGCACGACGAUUUAUCCUGGAAUGCAGAUGUGGGCUGUUGGCAUUUGGGAGGUGCUGAAACACGUCCCCGAGAGGAAGGUCCCUUUGCCUUUCAUCCCGCCCCUGCGGCCGGUGGCAUCUUGGGCACGGAGGAAUGGCUGGCCAUUUAUCCCUUCGCCGCUGAAGUCCACGAUGGCAGUUGGGCCAAUGUCAGUUAAUGACAUUUGCUGCAUGAUCCCACCAUGGUUCGGCUCUGUGGCGUCGAUCUUCACUGGCCUGCUGACCUACGAGAUCUCACGCAGUGUGAAUGCCGGCCUUAUGGCUACUGGAAUCAUGGCUGUCAUUCCAGCCCAUAUCAUGCGUUCAGUUGGAGGCAAGUUCGACAAUGAGGCUGUCGCCAUGACCGCCAUUUGCAUGACGUUCUGGUUGUGGCUGUUGUCUAUCCGCAGUCCUAGAUGGUGGCCAGUUGGAAUCUUCACUGGGCUGUCAUACAUCAACAUGGUGGCGGCAUGGGGGGGCUACAUCUUCGUGCUCAACAUGAUCGGGGUCCACGCUGUAAUGCUGGUGCUGCUGGGCCGCUUCACCAGUGGUGCCCACAAGGCGUAUUCGCUUUUCUACAUCAUCGGCACGGCUGGUGCCGUUCAAAUCCCAGUGGUAGGAUGGCAGCCCUUGCGGUCGCUUGAGCAGAUGGGUCCACUGCUGGUCUUUGUCGGCUACCAGGUAUUGGCAUUUUGCGAUUACCAGCGUCAUCGAAAAAAAAUGGACACCUGGGCCUUCGUCAAAUACCGCAUCCUGAUGUGUGUUCUGACCGGCCUGGCUCUCGUUGCCGUAGCAGUGAUGCUCUACCCCACCGGUUACUUCGGCCCACUCUCUUCCAGAAUUAGAGGUCUUUUCGUGAAGCACACCAAGACCGGCAACCCGCUUGUGGACUCUGUGGCCGAGCACCAGCCUGCGAACCCCAAGAUCUAUGCUUCGCACCUGGGACUUCCGUUGAAUUACGUCCUUUUCGGUGGACUUGUUUCCGCCCUCAACCGAAACAACGGCUUUUACUUCCUUUGCCUCUAUGGCUUCAUUGCGUCCCACUUCUCUGGGAAGAUGUCGCGACUAGUGCUGAUUUGUGGCCCGAUCGUGUCUGUGGCCUGUGGAAUAUGGUGCGGCUUCCUUCUGGACAUGAUCGUAGAACCGUUUUUGCUGCUGCUGGGCAAGAAGGGUUACGGACCCCCUGCUUCUGCAGUGGACGACACACCGAAGUCCGGCAAAGGAAAGGCAGAGAAAGACAAGGGAGACAAGUCAGGAAAGGACAAAGAUGCAAAGAAGAAGAGGAGCCUCAAAGAGCAAGUCCCUGAGCUGGAAGAGCAUGAAGAGGAGCUGCGCCCUGGUGGCGCAAUGCAGCUGAAGCGCAUGUUCAAAGGCUACUGCUGGAAGAUGCUUCCCGAAAAUUCUGUGGAGGAUGUCCGAGCUGCCCGCUAUGCGUUUGACAGCAAACCACUCCUUCUCUUGGUCCGAGCUGCGGCAUCCAUCGUGUUUGUUGGGUAUAUGCUGACCAUGAGCGAGCUCCGAUCAGAAAUUCCAGACUUUGUGGAUCGAUGCAAAGCCAUUGGAGAACAGGUCGCGAGCCCCACGGUCAUGUAUGCCGUCAGGCAGAAGGAUGGCACCAAUUACAUCGUGGAUGAUUAUUACAAGGGCUACAAGUGGCUCGAGAAAAACACCGCGGAAGAUGCCCGAGUCAUGGCCUGGUGGGACUACGGCUACCAGAUCACUGGCAUUGGCAACAGGACUUCCAUUGCCGACGGGAACACUUGGAACCAUGAGCACAUAGCGACGCUCGGGCGAACACUCACGAGUGAGGUGAAGCGGGCGCACAAUGCAAUUCGGCACUUGGCCGACUAUGUUCUUGUUUGGGGCGGCGGGCAGCGAGAUGAUCUGGGCAAAUCGCCUCACCUCGCAAGGAUCGGCAACUCUGUUUUCCCAGACCAUUGCGGUGAUGACGAUCCGAAGUGCACAAAAUUCGGCUUCUAUGCCGACCGGUCACCGACGCCCAUGAUGGAGAAGUCGCUGUUGUACAAGCUGGUGGAGCACAACAACAAAAAGGGUGUGCGAGUCAACGAGCGCUACUUCAAGCACGUGCACACCACCAAGCACGGCCUCAUGCGAAUCUACGAGGUGCAGAACGUCUCCCAGGAAAGCAAGGACUGGAUAGCAGAUCCGAAAAAUCGCGUUUGUGACGCCCCUGGGAGCUGGUACUGCGUCGGCCAGUACCCCCCUGCCUUGAGCAAGCUGAUAUCGAAAAGGCGAAACUUCGCGCAGAUUGAGGACUUCAACCGAAAGGGCGAGAAAAGCGCCUACACUCGUCUCAUUGAGAAAGAGAAGGGCGAGCUGUGA
This is a messenger RNA of Symbiodinium sp. CCMP2456, 2628 nucleotides long. NCBI's taxonomy places the organism in Eukaryota, Dinophyceae, Suessiales, Symbiodiniaceae. The record is from the annotation of a GenBank genome assembly.